GUGACCACCCGCGGUCCUCGAGGGGGCGGAGCUUAUUUCAUCUGUCACUCUGUCAAUCAAAGAGCACUGGGAACAAAGAAGUGUAGCAAGUGGCGUUCUGUUCUCAUAGGCAGCCAGUUGUAGUUAUACGUUGAAGCGAAUGGAUAUAGUGAGAGCGAGAAAGGGGGAGAUAGAUUCAUGGUGAAAAGUCAUAAUAUGGAUAAUUUGAAAUCUUGUGUGAUCCAAGGAAUAGUGUAACUACAGUGCAAUACGUUAAUAUACCACGAAUUCAUGAGGGCUAGGAUUUAUUUGUGCUCACUGAUUUGGUCAAACUAUUUUCUAGUUCAAUGAAGGAGUUCUGUAUUUAUUCAGAAACCAUCGUGAUGGAAGUGAGAAAUCGAGGAUUUAUUUUAUCGUUUUUUUUGUAGCUGUGAUUGUUUUCUACUUGAAGUGGAAGAUACCUAUCUUAAACAAGCCUCCGAGACAAACAUCGUAUUUGUCCGAGGCUGGUCCACGGGAUAAUUUAGGUGUGGGGUCGUCGGGAAAAAAAUGAGCGGUCCGGAACACCAUGUCCAUGCUACAGCCGAUAAAGGCCUCAAAAUGAAGAUAAAACGAAAAAAUAUCGGAGUGAACAAAGCAGACAGCAAACACGAAAUCGUUAAAACGGAGGGCAAAGGUCAAAUUGUCGAUUCGGCUAAUACCACAAGCUCUGGUGCUUUAAACGGGAUGUCGGAUAAAUCUAAACAAUCAGCUACGUCGACAGACAAAGACAGGUCGCCCUAUAAAAGUAAAAACGCCCAUAAAAAGGAGAAAACAAAAGAUAAAGGCAGUAAAUGUAAUGAGUCGGGAAGUAAAGUGGCCAACGGAUCUAAUGGAUUAGAUGAAUUAUUCAGUAAGGUUACCAUGGAGCCAAAAAUAGGGGACGUGGCCCACGGAGUUAAAAAAGAAACCGAGUCCUUAUUGGACCCUUAUGAUUUUAAUACCGAAGAUGAUGGAAUCGCACUACCAACUAAAAAGGUUAAAACAGAAAAGGUUGAAAGUGCUAGUUCCCCAAUGCAGACGGAUUGUCAUAAUAUUGGAGUUGAGACAUGUACUGUCGGUGUGUCCACGGAACCAGAUUGUCUGGGACCGUGCGAACCGGGAACUUCCGUUAAUCUAGAAGGAAUUGUCUGGCAUGAAACAGAAAAUGGUGUUUUAGUAGUUAAUGUUACCUGGAGAGGUAAAACCUACGUCGGAACACUUCUUGAUGCCACGAAACACGACUGGGCACCACCAAGGUUCAACUGUGAUUCACCCGUCAGUGAUUUUGAGACGCGAACACCAAAAGGGCGUGGAAAAAGAAAUCGUGGACCCCCGGUUUGUCCCCCAGUAGUGGAAAAGGUGAUUAAUGAGGGUCGCAAACUUAGAAAAGGGCGCCGAGGCAGCACCGCUAACACAUUUCAAGCGCCACCUAGUCCAGCCAAAUCAGACGUGUCAACAAGUGGGGGAGUCAAACGUAAGGGCAGAUCAGCUGAUCUCGAAGUUAACACGGAAUUAUCAAGAGCUAAGAGGUGUAGAUCAAGCUCUCGCGGACCACCAACGCCAGCCCCGGAAGUAAACCUGACCCCUAAUAAAGAGGGAUUAAUAGAAUGCCCUGAACCAAAUUGUAGUAAAAAAUAUAAACAUAUGAACGGUUUACGUUAUCAUCAAACGCACGCCCAUCUUAACCCACUCGCUUCGUUAAACGCGGAGGAAGAUAUGGACGAUAAAUGUGACGAGGACGUAAAACCUGAGGUGUCGUCAAAGACAGAGAAAAAGGACUCAAAAUCUGAAGCAGCUGAAAAAACUUGCUCCAGAGUUACACGAGAACGUGAGAAUUCAAUUGAGGAUAACAUUCCACUUAAAGAAAUAGCAGCUAGUUGUCGAGCAAACGCCAAUCGUCGUUCUCCUGAAAAGACGAGUGAAAAGCACGAUAAACCUCAGGAGAAAAAUUCGGACAAACAGACUGAGAAAAGUGACAAAAAGUCUGAGAAGAAUUCCGAAAAAACAUCAGGGAAAAAUGAAGGACAUAAAAGUGAUAAAAAUGAUAAUACGAAACACGAAAGUACAAGUGGUAACAAACGAAAAGAAAAUGAAACUGUAGCUAGUGGCAACACAAGUGUAAAUACUUCCUCAAACUCUGUUACUCCUAGUGUUAAUUCAUCCGGUGCCAAUUCCGUAUCAAGCUCAGGAAAAUUAGCGUCAGUGCCAAGCCAGGUUUAUCAAAUAUCUGGUGCUCCUGUAGGAGGACUCGGUAGUACAGGAGGCGCCACUAAGGUGACUCAGUCGCGAACAUCUCUCGUAACGACGCCAGUAGUGACCUCUAGUGGAAGUUCUCCUAGCAACAAUCCUCAUCCUAUAACUGUUCCUGCCAUAUCGACACCUCCUCAUGCUGUAGAUUUCACCAAAUCAGAUAAAUCAUUGUUAGACAAGUCCAAAAAUAAAUCGGCCACACGUCCAAUCGUACCUGCUCCGUCGCCACAGAUGAUUGCGCUGACUAGCACCGUGUCUGUAUCACAUCCCAGUUUGUCACCUGUGUCCACGCAUGCACAGAUGUCGCCUUCAUUAAAACCCAUUCAGCCUAAACCCACAAUAAUGGGGGAACCGUCGCAUAUUAAUCCUGCUCUCGUUGGAUUCAAAGACAAAAAAUCGAAACCCAAGAAGAAAAAGGAAAAAGAUGGUUCUUCGAAUGGCGUCGCUAUAAAUAAUAAUAACAAUAACAAAUCACCUAGCUCUAAGGAUUCAAAUCGCGAGGAUCCCUCGAAGGGUGACCGACCUGCUGUGAUUAAAACUGCCUCAACUCCGUCCAGACCUGUUGAAAGAAAGGACAAACAGGCCAUGCCCAAUGAAAAUAUUAAAUCUGUUGUAGAUUUAACUCGUAAAAUGCCAAAUAUGGACAUCUCUAGAAACUCAAAUCAAGCAUUAACGUCAGGUAUCAACGUGCCAAAACCGGAACAGUCAGCUAAUCGAUUGUCCACACCUGCAAAUCUGCUCAAAGUUAAUUCUCCUUUACAAGUUUCCACGGAUAGAAAAACUCCAGUCACUGAUGAUGUACAGAGUCCAGCUUAUUCAGAUAUUUCUGAUGCUAAUGAAUCAAACGGCUCCCCACAGCAAGGUGAUAGUCCAAGUAAAAAGGAGAAUGCGUCGAAGAAAAGCGAACAAAGCACCAAUUCGCAACCACCUGCCCAUGAUGGUGGUAAUGUAGCUCAAUAUGGCAUGUAUAACUAUUACGGCCAAUCGCCAUACAUGCUGCAACAAAACGUUCCUUCCUCACAGCAUUUAUCCCCAAACACGGGAAAACCCCGGGACGGACCUUCUUCAUCAGCAGAAGAGAAGAAGCAGGCUGAAGAUUUAGCAAAGACUCCCAUAAAGGUGGAAGAAAAAGAAGAAAAUAAAAUUGUAAAGCCAGAAGGUGUCGGUGCCAUGCCGCCUCAGCAAAUGAACGAAUACCAGAUGCAGCAACAGAAAUGGUUCCAGCAGAUGUACGCCCAAAUACAGACACUGCCUCCACAUGCUCAGUAUCAAUAUUUAGCAGCUUAUGGAGGAUACAUGGAUCCCAGUUACCAGAUGCAUCCCAAUCUGAGGCAGCAGUACGAUAAAGCCAUGGAGGAUCAAAAACGAGCUCAGGAGCAACAAGGUGGCAGCAACAGCAGCAAGUCCGAGGGGGAAAGUAGCAAAAAAACAAACUCGCGUCCAGCCUCUAGAGAACACCCCAUGGAUCCCCAGUCUAGCAUGAAACUUCCCCAUCCACAUCUUCCAGUUCCUGUUGGAGCGAGUCCACAUGGCGGUCCAGAGAUGAAGAAACCUGGUGGUGAACGUCAAGGUGAUGUGCGUGACCAAUCGCUACGUGAGAAACAGAAUGAGAAUCAUCAGAUAAUGAAAGAGAAUAUCGAGUUGAAAUCCCAGAUGGACCGAAAUAAUCGCUACGAGUACGAUUACAGAAAACAGGAAGAAAUGCGACGGUACCAAAUGUUCCAACAACAAAAACUCAUCGAACAACAGCGAGUUGAAAAACGCAAACAGGAAAUGGCUGCCAGUAAACCCCCAGAAUUAACGAGUAAUGAAUCACCCGCAGGAAAAGUUCCAUUAAGCCGUCCACAAGAUCCAAUCAAAGUUGAGGAUAUAGUUAAGAGGGAGCAUGGUGAAUCGCGAGUGAAAGAUUUCCGGGACAAUAAUACUGGUAGCAGCAGUGGCAGUAAGAUCAACCCAGACAAUAAACCUGAGGAUAAAAAUAAAAUAGCGGAUAAAUUACGAAGUCCAGAUGGUAAUCCGAGGACACCGAAUCAUUCUAUGCCCCCUAACCACCCUUCUCCUGCUGGUCCGGGUAACAGUGCUCAGUCUCCCGGACAACAGGGUCCUAUGCCUUAUAAUACCUACAUGCAGUAUCCCGGAGCUUAUUUACAAUCCCCUCAUUACGGACAACUUGGACAGAUGCACUUUGAUCCCAAUCAAGCCAUGUAUCGUAAUAUGAACCCCCAUGUUUUAGGUUACGCUCCGUCCCCGUAUUUACACCCAGCUCAAAUGGGAGGACAAAUAAACUAUCGAGUUUCCGUAGAAACCGAGAAAGAAAAAGUGUUAGAGGGUAAAAGUGCUAGUGUUUCUGGAGAUUCGGAAAAACCAGUUGAUGGACAAUCUGGGUCCGCGUAUUUCGGAAAUAGUCAUAAAAUUCACGAAUUACAUGAAAAGGCCCGUCCCGGUUCCCAUAAUUCAUCUCCAGUUCCCCAAAAAUCAAUGGAUUCUUCACCUCAUCAAGGUCUGGAGAAAAAUCGGGAACAUUCCAGCUCUCCGCCGACCCAGCGACAUAUUCACACACAUCAUCAUACGCAUGUGGUUGGACCGUACCCUCUCGUUCACGGUGCAGCUCUACUUCCACCUCAAGCCUCACCUAGUAUCCCCCACAACUACAGCAACAAAUAAAUUAUAAUCUUACCAGACAACAGAUUCAUUCAUUUGUGUUGAAAGUGGAAUUUGGUGUUCCGAUAAUUACGUAUUUCUGACAGAAAGUGUGGAUUAUAUAUUACGAGAGAAACUGGAUACUUUUAGUUCUUAAUAUAUUAUUAUUAUUAUUAUUAACAGCUUAUACAGUGCUUCAAACAGAAUAUUGUGAUAUAAACUUUAAAAUGGAUAAAUUGCUGAACUCUCAUUCAGUAUUUUGGUUCAGUUAUUUAAUUUGUAAACAGAGUGUUGUUCAUAGUGUACAUUUGAACGAACGAACGAACAAGAGGAUUUGAUGUAUUAUUUUCAUUGAAAACUUUUCAUGUAUUUCUUGUGUUUUUUGAGUGAAAGCAAUCCGAGAAUAUAUGUGACGAAAAUGUGAAUAUUAUUUGUACAAAUGAAAAACAAUUGCUUUGAAUUUUUUUUAUACAAAAGCAAUAUAACAUUUAAAAUAUUUUAAUUUUGUGUUAUCUUAUGUGAUUCGUUUUGGCGCAAACUUGCCAUUUUAGUUUGCGGUGAAAUUUAUUUUCAUGUAUUAUAUGCCUGGAUUAUUUCGGUGCUAUGUUAUUCUAUUAAUAGGCCUACAAUAGUACGUGCAUUCUGGCUGACUAAUCGGUGAGAAUUUAGGACGAACAAGUGGCAAGAUUUAGCCCUUGCUUUAUUCGAUGUUCAAGAAGGACAAGAAAAAAUCAAAUUAGAUUCUGUGCGAGGUUGGCAUUAUUGGGAUAUUUGACGAGGUUUAGAAGUUUAAAGCUCGUCUUUGACGUGGCCGUCUCGCGGAGCUUGGAUGUAUUUUAAACAGACGAAAGAGAUUUGUGUGUUAUAGCGUUACAUAUUGCCCACAGCUCCCUCUGCUGGCAAACAUCUGCCUCGUUCACUUUUUAAUGAAACGAGGAAUGCGAGGAGAACUAAUAAAAGACUCGUGGUAAUUUUACCCGACCAAUUCCACCACAGGAUACGAAAACCAUUCAGGCAUUUGGCAUUUUACUGCCAUUUUUCUUCUCAGGUCAGAUUGCUAUUGGCAGAAAGGAAAAAUUUGUUUCGAGGAUAUUUUCUGGUCUCGGUAGUAUGCUGAUUAAAGCUUUACGAUAGGAUUCUUUUUUUUUUUUUUUUUUUUCCCCAACAACCUUCUUUCUCAACAUGCCAACAUGCCUAAGAGCAAUCUCUCGUUUUUACUGAAAACGUAAAUAAAUAGGAGAAAUCCUUCUUAAAUAAACUUCGUUAUAGUCACGUAUUACCUCUUGUGUCUAGAUCGUCAAGACGCUUUUUGUAUAGAACAUUAACAAUAGCAACUUCACACCUUGAGUCUGAAAUAUCAAGUCAUUAUUGAUUCACACCUGAGCCAGGAUUAUUUAAGAACUUUUAUGUAGCAUUGACCUUUUGUGCUGAACUUAAAGCCUUUAUCUUCCAGACCGUAUAAUCAUUUUUAUAUUGGCUGUGGAUAUUUUUUGUCUUGCUCAACAAGACAUACAUUGUAGUUCAGGAACAUGAGAGUACAAUCUAAUUUCAGCGAGUUCAUAUUCAGAUUUGAGGAAAAAAACAACCCAAAUAAAAAUAUCCUGUUAAAUAAUAAACUACUUUAUGUCAAAUUAAGUGGCUCAUAUCAGGAUAUCAUUCUUGCACCAGGAUCUGUAAAAAAACAAAAACCCCAAAAACAGUAACCUAAACAAUAUCCUUUAUUCAGUAUUCUCAAAAAAUACAUGUGCUUUAAAAAAAUUUAUGUUUUCUCCGGAAAUAGGCUAUCAUGAGGAAUGAAUACCCCAUAUAACAAUUUAUGCUGCCCCUCGAUAUCUAUAUGAACACCCUAAGACCAGUAUAUCCCCUCACCACCCCCAUCUAUAAGUCCAGUAUAUCCCCCCAUCACUCCCAUCUAUAAGUCCAGUAUAUCCCCCCCACCACACCAUCUAUAAGUCCAGUAUAACCCCCCCAUCUAUAAGUACACCCUAAGUCCAGUAUACCCCACCCCACCCCCCUUCCUGAAUGUAUAAUAAUUUUAAUGUGAAAGUGAAUACAUAUAUAAAAAUCCAUGGUAAAGUGUAAGAAUGAUUCCCAGUGUGUAAUUAUAUUUGUAAAUGAUGUAAAUCUAUUGGCAGCAGUAAUUAGAUAAUUAAUUGUUCGUUAGAUAAUUAAUCGUUAGUAUAUUUCAGUUAAAAGGGGGAAUAACUCUCUCGGUCGAUUUAGUUUAUUUAUAGGAUGAUAAGUUCUAAUGUUUCAAUUCAUAUUGUUUAUUGGAAUUGUUGAAUAUAGGCCCAGAAUUUUUCUGUAUUUUCUUGAAUAUCUUUUGGGGGAAUUAUUCACAAAAACUUGGGACGGAUUGAUAUAUAACCCAUUAAUUCUUGGUACGUGUAAAUAUUGAAGACUUCUUGUCCUUGAAGAGCAUUAGAGAAAAGUGAUAUAUUAAUUUCAGUAUAUCUCUUGAUAGAUUGAAACUGUCUAUAAACUACUGCUCUCUAGACCACCUCAAACUGUUCUUUGUAUUGUAGGACUGUGUACAUGUUCUUAGGAGCACUGUAUGGUCUAACAAGCAAUAAACUACUGCUCUCUAGACCACCCCAAACGAUUCUCCAUAUUGUAGGACUGUAUACAUGUUCUUAGGAGUACCGUAGGGGCUAACAAGCACUAGUUUCAGACAGUCCAACUGCUAAUGGGUUAAGGAUACUUGUAUAGUCAACCGGAUGGGGUAAAAAAACUGAGUUCCUGUGUGCACAUUGGCAUGCACGUAAAAGAUCCCUUGUUAGUUGGGAUUUGAUAUAAGAGUAGGUCGUAGCACUGCUGUUCGGGACAAUUUUUCCUGAUAGCACAGUGUAUGGCGUAUGCCCAUCUUCAUUAGCCCAGUUGGAUCCGAAAAGUAGAAAUUUAAACCCGAUUUCAGUUCAUUUCAGUCAAGGAUACUAUGAAUUCAUUGGUUGGAUUAGAGUUUAAAAUUCUUGUUUUGGUCCAAUAAAAUUGCAGUAUUCUUAAAGAAACUUAAAGUUUUUGUGAAUGAGUCUCCUAGGUUUUUAUUCAAUGAGAAUUAAACGGAAAUAUUUUUUGGGGGAUUCUGUGAUUUCAUUGGCUCAGAGUUCAAAUCAUAGCGCAUGUUUAAUCUCUUGUCAGCCAAUGAAAAUACAGUAUGAUAAAAUGAUUUUGAAAUGUUUAUGAGUUGGUGCCCAGUGUGUUGUAUGUACAUGUAUAUAUGUGUAUACUAUGUAAAUAUAUAUAUAUAUAUAAUGAUUUUGUUUUAUAUAAGAGAUGAUUUGAUUGGAGAGAAUGAGCGAUGUCGAUGUUUUAUAAUUUACUAUUGGACAAGGAACAAUGUUUUAAUUGUUGUGGUUUUUUUUUCUAUGAUGUGAAAGUGAGAUAGAAGAAAACGUGUAAAUAGUGUUGUGUAUGUAUGAAUGAUGAGUUACCGUGGUAACCAGGAAUAUAACUUUCACCAGGUAUAAAAGAUAUAGUCAUGAUUGAAGUUAUAGCUUAGUUAUAUACUUCAAGCUCCUAUGUUAUAAUAAAAUAAUACAUUUAUUACAUCA
Molecule: messenger RNA, 8441 nt
Organism: Patella vulgata (common limpet)
Lineage: Eukaryota; Metazoa; Mollusca; Gastropoda; Patellidae
Product: zinc finger protein 608
Exons: 6
Coding region: 529-4914 (1461 amino acids)
Biological process (GO): regulation of transcription by RNA polymerase II
Cellular component (GO): nucleus
Source: RefSeq, a predicted model, not a curated record